AUGAACGAAACGGCAUUGGGAAUUGGGAAGAUGUACGAAGAGUUUCGAAUCACUCAGGUACUCAAAACUUUUGUUUAUAGGCUCAAAUGUAUAUAAACACAUAUUUCAUGGGUUGUUUAUUUUUUGUGAACGCUAUUUCAAAUAUAGAGGUUGGAAGCAGCUUCACCAAAACACUUGAAACAAUCGCCAAUUAACAGGGUAGUGCUCAAAUGUGCUCAUUCGGAAAAGUACGAGCACAAAAUAGACGUAGGAUUUUUCGGCUCUAUCCUAAACAUGCUUCGAAUGAAUGAACGUAACAAGACCGGACUUGGUGGUAUUUUGGGUUCAUUUCUGUGCAAUCGCGCUCUGUUCCUAAUCUGGCCAAGUUUCUCGGCCGCGAAGUAAUGUUUAGUUGUUUUCACUGAAACUAAAGUCUAACUUUUCAAACUCCGCCCCGAGGUCAUUGCAAUUUGCACUGUAAAAACAGUUUCUCAAUAGAGCGCGAUUGCAGUGAAAUACCGCGAUAAUAAAAAAGGAAAAUGCCAAAAUUCGGACACAUUCUCUAGAAAGUUUUGAUUUCAGCUAGUGAACGAGACAUUGACUACAGUAAUUGAAAAUGUGCAGACCAAUCAUGAAAUUUUUUCGAGUAAAGGUAUGAAUGAAUCAUGCACUUAUUAUUAUUAUUAUUAAAAUGUGCUCAUUUUCAGAUAAAACGAAACUGACAAUGAAUAUGAAGGAAGAGUUCAGAGAAUAUGAUCAACUUAGCCUUAGACUCGAAGUAUUUUCAUUCUUGUACAAUGCAUUUGAAAACGGGGCUACCCGAAAUCACAACGCUCCCAGAUCAAAACUGUCCCAAAUCAGAACUGCACCAAAUCAGAGCUGACCCGAAUCAGAACCUAGAAGAACCUGCCGGUGGUUUUUAUUACGAAAAAUCUUCUUGUGACUGGCUUUGAUUUGUUGCAGUUCUGAUUUGGGACAGUUCUAAUUUGUUGCAGUUCUGAUUUAGGACACACUCAGGCAAAUCGUUUCUACUCUAACUAGCUAAUUCUCGUUUCUAACCGAACCUAGUUAGAUUGCUACUGAUUUCUGAAUCUAGCUAGCUGAUUUUGCAAUCUAAACAGCUAGGUUUGCCCGAAAUUUCAAUCUAAUUAGAUACAUUUUGAAUCUAAUAUCAGUGUUUAUGCAAUCUAAUUAGAAAAUUAAUCAGUUCAGUUAUUAUAGGGGCACCGGACAGAAAGGGCGCGCUGUUCGCAAUCUGGCAGAAUUUCUAGUCCGCGAAGUAAUUUUCCACUGAAAACGUGGCCUAACUUUUCAAACUCGGCCCCGAGGUCGCUCAAUUUGCACUGCAAAAAGAGUUUCUCAACAGAGCGCCAUUUCUGUGCGGUGCCCCUAUAAUAGAAGAAUUUGCAAUCUAAUCGCAGUAAAUUAGCAAUCUAAUUAGGUCCGGUUAGAAACACGAAUUAGCUAGCUAGAUUACAAACGAUUUACCUGAGCAGUUCUGAUUUAGGGCAGUAAUGAUUUCGGAGCGUUCUGAUUUGGGGUAGUCUCUUUGAAAAGAGUAACCAGUAUUCAGAAAGAAAACCGCAGAAAUGAGAUAAUAGUUGAUGAUGAAUUGGAACUGGCUAGAGCACAUUGGAUUCAACUAAAAAAGUCCAACAAACAAGUUAUGCGGUUAAUCAGUUUCCGAUUCGACAACACUUUUAUUUUUAGGGUUUGGUCAUUCGGAGUUGUUUCUUGAUAAUGCUUGAAAAAUAUCCUCAAGUACGGCCUAUUUGGGGGUUCGGAAAGAAAUUAGAGGGUCACAAAGAGGAUAAUUGGAAACCUGACCUCAUGGAAGACUUCUAUUUUAGGUUUGUACACGUUACUUCUGGUAAAUGGAUUGCGGUGUUUAAUAAUGUCUAAUAAUGCCAGCGUGAUACUUUCUUGAAUUUGAUUUGAAUUAUUAGACACUGAGUUCUAAUUAAAUUUCAAUCCAUUUACCAGAGAUUUACCAUCGUUUUCCUCUCAGACACCACUGCGCGACUCUGCAAGCAGCAUUGAACAUGAUAAUACAAAAUAAAGACGAUCGAAAUGGAAUGAAGCGAAUGCUGAAUGAGAUGGGAGCACAUCACUUUUUCUACGAUGCCUGCGAGCCUCACUUUGAAGUUUUUCAAGUGUGUUUCAUUGAAGCAAUGCAGUUAGUUUUGAACGGAGGCGAUGCUUUGGAUGAGGAAAUUGAACAGUCGUGGAUCUGUGUAAGUUUGGAAAAUCCUAUACUGAUCAAAGUUCCGUAUUUAUUAGUUACUUCAAAAUAUUCGCCUACACAUUGGAGAAGGCAUCAAAUCUCAACGUUUGAACUACUUAUCGCAGUGCCUGUUGCCGAGGGAAAUGAAAGAAAUUGAAGACGAUUGGAAACGGAUAGAAGAAUUUGGAUUCCAGAACGCUGGAACUAUUCUAUGCGAAGCGGCAAUCGACAGCUAUUCAGAACUAUUAAAGUUGCACAAUUUGAAGCUCGCACUUCCUAUCGAAAAGAGUGAUCGUUCUGGUUUUGGAGUCAUGGCAAACCAGGUUAUGAAGGUAAAGACUUCAUUAACCCGCUUGGUUGAGCAAACGCGCUCCGUCGCCCUCCGUGUUUCUCAUUCAUUUGGAUUUGCUUAAAAUUUCAUCAAAAAUUCUCGUUUUGAGGCUCUCGACAAGACCAUCCAGUCUUAUACUGCAGAAAAUGGUUUCAAAAGUCUAAUCGAGGAGAUUCGAGGUUUUGUUGUCAAGUUUUUAGUAGUUGAAGUGUGUCCCCCACUUAUUCGGAAAGCGUUCAUAGACGGUGAGUACAGUAACCGACAACUUCUCUUUUUACUUUUUUGUUAAGGUCUGGUUAAUAUGUUGUGUAAGGUUCUAAAUGUGAAGCACGUAAAAGAAGACUUUCUACACGUAUGGAAAAAAGUAUAUCGCGUGAUGGAGCAAGCGAUGAUUGCUAAUAUUGUGGUGUAUUGA
Molecule: messenger RNA, 2949 nt
Organism: Caenorhabditis sp. 36 PRJEB53466
Lineage: Eukaryota; Metazoa; Nematoda; Chromadorea; Rhabditida; Rhabditidae
Source: the annotation of a GenBank genome assembly